AUGCUGCUCAGGAAGGGCGGCCCAAUCCCGUGGGCCAUAUUAUUUUUGGUGGUCCAAGGUGCUCUGGCUCAAGAUUUGGAUGUCCAAGACCCUGAUUCCACCCCAAUCCCAUCUCCCUCCAGAUCUUCCGGUCAUUCAGAGGUCGAUUUGGUGGGCCAAGUAACCGAAUUCGAUGAAUUAACCACUACGGCAGUCCCCAAAACAUAGUAAGUAGUCAUGUUGCAGUAGACAAAGAAAUGUGAUUGCAGUGCUGGUUCUUAUAUCAUCAUCGCCCCGAAGAUUGCUCGUCCUGGAUUGCCCUACUCCGUCUCCGUGAAUAUCCUCAAAUCCCUAGAAGAGGAUCAUAUUGUGAGAGUGGAGAUCAGGAACUCCAAGAAUGAAACGUUUGGGGCUAGAGUUGUGAAUAAUGUGAAGACAGGGGUCCCUCAGACAGUUUCCAUCGAGAAUUUGAGUAAGGACGGACUCUUGGAAGGGGAAGAAUACAAAGUGUAUGUGAGGGCAGAGAAUCUGGCUUCCAGAAUCAUCUUCGAAGACGAGAAACCCAUCGAAUUCUCCGGAAAAUUCUUGAGUGGAUUCGUUCAGACCGAUAAGGCUAUCUACAAGCCUGGAGCUACUGGUAAGAACGCUUCAAUUAUCAUUGGGGGUUUUAACUGUUGUACCUACGAUAGCGAUAAAAUACGUUAAAAAUUUUUAUCAAAACAUAUAGGACAUUCCCGGAAUUUGGACACUUCCGGAAUGGCGGAAUAGUGACACUUCCGGAAUAGCGGAAAAAUGACACUUCCGGAACCGGGAAAAAAUCAAAGAUAAGGCUUAGACCUAUCACCUGAAUAGAUUGACCGUUAUUAAUUUCGGGUUUUUUUUCUGGUUGUUACUUUUUUCUUAUGUAGUAGUGUUAAAAAGUAUUUUUUUGAAAAUUUUCCAAAAAAUUACUUUUUAACACUACUACUUAAGAAAAAAGUAACAAUCAGAAAAAAUGAAGUUGAUUUUCGAAACAAGCAACCUCGGAAACCCCUAAAUCCAGCAUUUUUAGAAAAUUUUCAAAAAGUUACUUUUUAACAUUACUACAUAAGAAAAAAGUAACAACCAGAAAAAACCCGAAGUUAAUAACGGUCAAUCUAUUCAGAUGAUAGGCCUCAGCCUUAUCUUUGAGUUUUUCUCGGUUCCGGAAUUGUCACUUUUCCACUAUUCCGGAAGUGUCACUAUUUCGCCAUUCCGGAAAUGUCGUGGUGCCAUGAACAUAGUGUGCGAUUUGUGAUUUGCAGAAAUUGCCGCAAAUUUUUCAGGGAAAUUUGUCGCAUUUCUAAUAUAAAAUUUUAAGUCUUCUACCGAGUCGUUGUGGUCACCCCCGAUCUAAAGCCUUACAAGGGAAAGAUCACUUUGAAGAUCCAAGACCCGGCCCAAAAUGUGAUCAACCAAUUGGAAGACAAGGUCCUGGUCAAAGGAGUCUUCUCCAAUCAACUUGAACUUGCUUCCGAUCCCCCUCUUGGAGAAUGGAUGAUGAUUGUGGAAACCGAAUCCGGAAUGAAAUUUGAAAAAGGAUUCACGGUCGAGAAAUACGUCCUUCCCAAAUUCGAGGUGAAUAUCAGAACUCCCAGUUUCAUCACCGUUAAUGACGACUUGUCGGUUCUGAUUGAUGCCAAGUACGUAAUAAGAAUAUUUACAUUAUUCUUUAGAUACACUUAUGGAAAAGGAGUUUCCGGAAAAGCGAAGGUGAUUCUGGAGUUGCCCUUCAAUCGUUGGCACCACACUCUUCCAGUACUGCUUAAUGACGAGAAAGUAAAAGAGAAUGUGGAAACGCAACAAGAGAGUACAAUUGAGAGGACGGUCAAGUUAAAUAGCAUGGGAGAGGCUACUGUAGUCUUCACCAAUGAAGAAUUGAGGAAACAUAAAUUGGUCAUGGAUUACGGAGGAAGCACUGUCAGAAUUCUGGCUACUGUAACUGAAGAUCUAACUGAUAUUCAACGAAAUGGAACUGCUCAGGUGAAAUACCCUACAGAUGUUUAAGAUUGCGUCAAAUAUUACAUAGUACCCAUAAUUUUUUUUUCAGAUCGUCGCCUAUCGUCAUGACGUGCAAUUGGAAGUCGAGAAACAAGGAGAUAACUUCAAACCCGGCCUCAGCUACAACGUCAUCGUGGCCUUGAAGCAGAUGGAUAGCACUCCCGUUAAGGCGAAUGUCCCCAGACGAGUGCAAGUCACCACUUUCUAUGAUUAUCCUUAUGAUCCAAGUGCUUCGAACCAACAUGAAGAUAAGGACGUCAAAGUAAGUCCGCUCUUCCAUGUUCUGAUAUCUCUUUUAGGUACUUGAUCUUGACGCUCACGGCACCUAUGUGCUGACUCUGCAACCUCCAAUUAAUUGCACCUCAGCCCGGAUCGAAGCUCAUUAUGAUCGAGAAGGGAAAGAUAACUUCACAAACGCUCUCAUCUACACUUCUUUAUAUGUGGAUGCCGCUAAAUCCCCUUCAAAUUCAUUUAUCCAAUUGCUGGUUGAUAAUGAAGGAGCUGUCGAAGCGGGCAAAACCCUUUCUUUCUCAGUCAAAUCAACAGAAACUCUCCAAACAAUCUCUUAUCAAGUUAUUGCCCGAGGCAGUAUUGUCCUUAGCCAAGAGCAAUCCAUGAAUGGGGAUCUGGUUACUGUAACGUUUACCACAACUCCUCAGAUGGCUCCCAGCGCUCGUUUGGUGGUCUAUGCCAUCCGCCCUGAUAACAAAGAAGUAUUGGUGGAUGCUAUGGACUUCAAGGUGGAAGGUCUUUUCAGAAAUGAUGUAAGUGUAAGAUCCAUUAAUAAUUACAACAUACAGGUAACCCUGAACAUUGACAAACAAUUGGCCGAGCCAGGAGAGAGUGUUAAGUUCACUGUAAAGGCGGAUUCCGAUUCCUAUGUCGGUCUAUUGGCCGUGGAUCAAAGCGUUCUUCUUCUUAAAUCUGGUAAUGAUAUCACCAAAGAUAUGGUUGAACAAGACAUCCAAGAGUACGACACAACCAGAGCCGGUGGUUACAGAUAUUGGGAAUCAGAUGCCUUCGGCCCUAGAAAAAAGAGAUCUGUUUGGUAUCCUUGGUGGGGAGUUGGGGGCAAGGAUUCCAAGUCCAUCUUUGAGGUAGGCAUACAUAGAACAAUAUUUUAUUGUUUAGAAUGCUGGAUUGGUUGUAUUAACCGACACUUUCCUUUUCCAUGAGCCCGAACCCAUCCGUAAGUAUUCACUUUUCUUCGUAUUUGGUUGCUUUUGCUUUUUAACUUUGGUCUUCUGAAUUCUGGUGGUUUCUUUUUGAUGUCUGAAUAACGAAUCUCUUACUAACCUCAGGACUCUACCGUACCAUGAAUUCGAAUGGCCUCGUCAAUCGGAUUCUGGAGUUGGAGAAGAGCGCGAGAGUUUUGGUUCGACGGAAGUUCCCGGAAACAUUCAUCUUCACCGAUCCCAACUUCACUUCAAGGUAGGAGGGCUUUGGCUAGUUUUUUUAACAAAAUAACUUCAGUAUUAAAAUAACAAAACAGACACUAAACCUGCUAGCGAGAACUUUCGUUACAAAUUUAUGUUGAUUAAAUUGUCUAACGUCCGUUAUUUUACAUUCCCAAUUGUAAUCCAAAAGUCUCUCCAAUCACAGCUUUUAUUUGACUGCUUCCUAACUACUAAUACGUGACGAGAUUGUAAUAACCGAGACUGUAGGGCUUCUGGAGCAAUCGCUUCAAGCAGCGCCCAACGCGGCGGUCUUCUUUGAUGCACGCUCAGCACAAGAUAAUGUGAUCCAGGUGAGGAAGGACUUCCCCGAGACCUGGAUCUGGGCCGAAACCUUGGCCACGGGACAAAAGUAAGUUAACGAUGGAAAAAGAUGCAGAUUAUCUGAGCCAUCUGUAAUGGAGUCAUCGGGAAAUCAUUGCUUUCACUCCCCAUCCCCAUAUCUAAUCUUAAACAAUCAUGAUGUAACAAGUCCCGUUUCCUUGUAACGUCUUAUUCCACCAAGAUUCAGAAGGUCCAAGGAUCUAACAUUUUCUGAUUCCCCCACUUUUCUAGGCAAGAGAUUCCGUAAUCUUAAAAAGAUCGGUUUAGCUGCAGCCAGUGCGAAUCUGGCCGUCACCAAGAUCUUCGAGAAUCCGAUGAUCAAAGUCCGCAGAGAGUUCCCGGAGACCUUUAUUUGGACCAAUCUCACAAGGUUAAAUUUCGCUUUCUACCAUUUUACGCGUAUUUUUUGAGGGUCCGUUGUGUGCGAGAAGUCUAACUUUAGAAAUUACAUUAUUGUGUCUAGUUAAGAGCAUUCUUUAGGGAUGUAUUCACCACGAAUGCCUGAAUUACAGUUUAUGGUUGAUCGGGCAUCUAUUACGUCAUCAGAUUUUGCAGAAAAAGUUGUUGCGGAAGCAGAAGUCAGUAGCCCUUCACCAAAACCACAAGUCUUGCCUCAAGUGAGACGUCUCUUUCCCGAAACCUGGUUGUGGCAAUCUCUGACAACGUGAGAGAGUCUGAUAUAGCCGUUGCGACCUCGUAUAUUUUUUUAGUCAUCGAAAUUAGAUUGUAUCUGAAAUAAUUUAUCGUCACUAGAAGAAAAAAUUCUGGAUGUAAAGCCUACAAAUAACAGAGCUGUAAUUUAUAUGUUUCAGCGAGACGGGAGAGGCAGUGUAUCAAGCUACAGUACCUGAUACAAUCACUUCUUGGGUGGCCUCUGCCUUUGCUAUUAGUGAUCAAAGUGGACUCGGAGUCUCACCAAAUACUGCGAAGGUAAACAAAUAGAUCCAAAGCAAAGUUCUGUUAAAACGCACUUCGCGAGCUGUGGAAGGCUGCCCUAGAAAUUGACCCCCACUUUUUUUUGUCUUAACUGAUGACAUAUAGGAUGCUAAAGAACUCGGUGAAUUUUUUUCUAAAAAUUCGUCAUCAUGACCGAGAUAUGACGUAUUUAUUGAAUUUCGUUUAAUGUGGUAUAUUGUACUGAUUUAUCGCCGAAACAUCUCAGAGCUGUGUAUAUAUACGUUAUUGGCCAUGCUGAACAACUUUGUAAUUGACCCGAAGUUUGUCAGGUUACUGUAACAUACCGUAACGCCCAUGCUAAAUCAAAAAAUCUCGAUUUUCUCGAUUUUUUUCAAUAAUUUUCUCGGAUUUUUUUUCAUUUUUGGAAUCAGCAUCAAAUUCUGCAUCGGAUAGGCUAUAUCCGCAUCUCCAGAUAGGUGUACAAAAAUGUCGUGGCGCAACCGGUAGUGGGUCGGACUACCAUUCAAAAGGUCCCGGGUUCGAGUCCGGGUGGAAGCAUAAAUGCUCAAACGCGCUGGAAAUUCUCCCAAAACAGUUGUAAUGGAUUGGAACUAUGUUAAAAAUAAAUAAUAAUUAACGUUUUUCCCUUAAAAGGCUAAAUUUUGGAUUUUACGAAAUUUUUGAAAAUCAUGAUUUUUGUGGGCCCAAAUCUGCCGAAGGAAUAAAAAUUUUUUGUUUGCGAUUUUUUUGUUUAGAAACAACACAGGUCAUAUAGAAAGACUAUUCCUCAGAGGAUUUCGUUCAAUUUUGCCCAAGACACCAAAAAAUUUUCGUAUUUUGUCAUUUGACAAAAAAUUGAAAUUAUGAUUUUCAGACGUUCCUACGCGGAAACGUUUCCAAUUUUUCUAGAGCAGUUUUUUGCGCUGCCUUUAAAUAGUUUUCUGACAGCCGCGAAAAUUUUCCACAAAAAAUUUUACAUUAUAAAAUUUGUAGAUAUUCACAUAUUUCAUGAUGUUACAGUGUUCAAUCUUGUAAAAUUUGGUAAAAAUUCGACUCCCCAUAGUGAAAAACAUGUGUAUCCACGUUUGAAUGACGUCACUUCGGCUUACUGGGUUCUCACGGGGCUCUCCGAUUAAAACGAAAAGGUGCAAGUUUUUGGUGUUUUGGGCAAAAUUGAGCGAAAUCCUCUGAGGAAUAGUCUUUAUAUAUGCCCUGUGUUGUUUCUAAACAAAAAAAUCGCUAACAAAAAAUUUUUAUUUCUUCGGCAGAUUUGGGCCCACAAAAAUCAUGAUUUCCAAAAAUUUCGUAAAAUCCAAAAUUUUGCCUUUUUAUAGAAAAACGUUAAUUAUUAUUUAUUUUUAACAUAGUUCCAAUCCAUUACAACUGUUUUGGGAGAAUUUCCAGCGCGUUUGAGCAUUUAUGCUUCCACCCGGACUCGAACCCGGGACCUUUUGAAUGGUAGUCCGACCCACUACCGGUUGCGCCACGACAUUUUUGUACACCUAUCUGGAGAUGCGGAUAUAGCCUAUCCGAUGCAGAAUUUGAUGCUGAUUCCAAAAAUGAAAAAAAAAUCCGAGAAAAUUAUUGAAAAAAAUCGAGAAAAUCGAGAUUUUUUGAUUGAACAUGGGCGUUACGGUAUGUUACAGUAACCUGACAAACUUCGGGUCAAUUACAAAGUUGUUCAGCAUGGCCAAUAACGUAUAUAUACACAGCUCUGAGAUGUUUCGGCGAUAAAUCAGUACAAUAUACCACAUUAAACAAAAUUCAAUAAAUACGUCAUAUCUCGGUCAUGAUGACGAAUUUUUCGAAAAAAAUUCACCAAGUUCUUUACCAUCCUAUAUGUCAUCAGUUAAGACAAAAAAAAGUGGGGGUCAAUUUCUAGGGCAGACCCCCAUUUGAGCCUGCUUCAGCAACUCGCGAAGUGCGUUUUAAUUUUAGCUGAAGGUAUUCCGACCCUUCUUCAUUCGCCUGAAUCUUCCGUACUCAGUGAAACGAGGAGAGAAAUUCGCCCUCCAAGUUCUAGUAUUCAAUUAUUUGGAAUCCGAGCAGGACGUAAGAUUCUAAAAUCUUCAUAAUAAUUAGUCAUAUACAGGGUGCGGGAAAAAUGCAAACAUGUUUAUAGCUAUCUUUUUUUGAACCACAGGUAGCACCUGUAAAAAAUUUUUCACUUGCUUUAAUUAAUCGAUAUGGACAAAAAAUGAAAGACCUAUGACAGAAACGCACGGAGAAUUUACAAGAAAUAGUACAAGAAUCAUUUGGCUGUACGUAAAACUUCUUACGUCAGGAUCAUGAAAAAAGUUUCCAUUUUUUGCCGCAUCCUGUACAUGAAGAUAUUAUCAUCAAUUUAGGUUGCGGUCACACUGAAACGAAAUGCGGCUUCUGGUUUCAAUUUCUUGGAGAAAGAUAGCUCAGGAUUAGAGAAGAAGGAUCAGAGUGAUAAAGCCAGUAAUGUCGCCUAUGUCUCUGUGCCCGGAGGAGGAAUUUCCAAGGCCGUUUACUUCCCAAUUGUCCUCACUGAGAUCGGCCAAAUCAAACUCCAUGUGGUCGCCCAAGCUGAUCAUGCCGCUGAUGCGGUUGAGGAACUCUUAACCGUGGAACCGGAGGGAUAUCGAGUGGAUAGGAACGUCCCCAUGGCCAUUGAUCUCUCGGCAAAUGGAACUGUUCAGAAGACCAUCAAAAUGGACUUCCCAUCUGAUGCCAUUGAGGGAUCAAAGAAAGCCAGAAUUGAUGUCAUCGGUGACAUUAUGGGACCGGUUCUUAGUAAUCUUGACAAGCUGGUUAGAAUGCCGUUCGGAUGUGGAGAACAGAACAUGCUCAACUUUGUUCCCAACAUUGUAGUUCUCAGGUAUCUGAGAGCCACUCAGAAGAAUUCUCCAGCGAUGGAAACAAAGCUGGCUCGUUUCAUUGAAGCUGGAUAUCAACGGGAGUUGACAUACAAGUAAGUUUAUCAGACUCGCUGCAUUAUGACUGACAAUACUUUUUGUGUACAAUGUCAUUUUCAGGAGGGAUGACAAUUCAUUCUCAGCUUUUGGCCAGUCUGACAACCAUGGAUCCACCUGGCUCACAGCAUUUGUUGUCCGCUCCUUCAAACAAGCUCAGCCUUAUGUCUACAUUCAAAAUGAAAUCCUUCAACAAGCGAUUGCUUUCCUCAAUUCUCAACAAAAUCAGGAAAACGGAGCAUUCGCAGAGAGAGGAGAAGUCCAUCACAAAGAUAUGCAAGGAGGAGCUGCUGAUGGAGGAUAUCCAUUGACUGCUUAUGUUACAGUAGCCCUAUUAGAGAACAAUAUCAAGAACGAGAAGGCUAUCACUUAUUUGGAACAGCAUUUACAAGAUGUAAAAGAAGAUCCCUAUGCUCUGGCUGUCGCUGCUUAUGCCUUACAUUUGGCAGAUAGCGCAAAGAAAGACGAGGCGUUUGAAAUGAUGGAAAGUCUCAAAAUCGAAGAGUCCGGUGGGUUAAGCUAUCUUGAAAAUAUUAAUUUUUGAACAAGAUAACAGUCUUGAUUUACAGACGGUUCAUCCCAUUGGGCAUUGGCCCCUCAGAGUUCUCGAAAAGCCAGAGAUACCACCAAAUAUUUCUACCAAGCCCGCCCUGUCGAUGUAGAGAUGACUGCUUAUUCUCUUCUCACUUAUAUGUUGAGAAAUGAGAUGAACAAGGCACUGCCAUUGGUCAGAUGGCUGACUUCUCAACGAAACAGUCAAGGAGGAUUCAGCUCAACUCAGGACACCGUCAUGGCUCUUCAGGCAAUGGGAUCGUAUGCUGAAAAGGCCUACACUAACGACUUUUCCUUGCAAUUGUCCCUGGCAAAUGGUCCUGAUCUACAGAACUUCACCAUCUCAUCAGAUAACUCAAUGGUUCUACAAUCGUACGAGCUGAUCAACUUCGAUGAACCGAUUGAAUUGGAAGCUAAUGGAAAUGGAAUGGCUUUUAUCCAAGUUCAAUUUUCCUACCACAGACAAGUCUUCAAGGAGGACGUUCCAUUCUAUUGUAGUAAAGAUCUAAGAGAAGUUAGAGGAGGAAAUAGAAUGCAAUUGGAAUUGUGCUGUAACUACACCCGUCCCAAUUCCAGAUCAAAUAUGGCUGUAGCCGAGAUUGAAGCCCUAAGUGGAUAUAAGUUCGACAAUGAGGAGAUGAACAAGUUGACCUCCAUCAAGGACCUUCAAAGAGUCGAACUGGAGAAGGAUGACACCCGAAUGAAUAUCUACUUUAAUCCUAUUGGAGAUGUUCCUGUGUGCCUGUCUCUGUACUCAGAUAUGGUAUAUCAAAUCGCUGAUCAAAAACCGGCUCAGAUUUCGCUAUUCGAUUACUAUGACCCCGAACUUCAAGUAAGUGUAAUACGCAUAAAAGCAACUGAUUGAUAUCACUCUAGAUGAAGACCACUUAUGCUGUCCGUCAAAGCCGUUCUCUUCAGGACUCUUGUCCCGAUUGUUGGCCAUCUGAAGAAGAUUCGCGCUCUCAAUCGCUGAAUCGCCAGAGCUUUGCCUCCCGUACAAACGGUACUGGGAUUCUCUGGGUUUCGUCCUCGGUCCUCGUAUUCCUUUUGGUCUCAAUGUUAAUGUAAUCCUUGGCCAUUCGUCUGUCUGUAGGGUAUUUAUGUACAUUCUUGUUUUGUUUUCUCUACUCACAAUGUCUUCUCGACAUUGUACUUGUCCUUGUGCUCAUUAUUUUCAAACAUUUUUAUGUCAAAUGUGACAUCUGUUGUUUGGAUUUGUUGGUACUGUCCGAGACAGUACUUUUUCUCGUCGAUUGCAGUGCCAUGAACUGAUCUUUGACAUGGAAAAAGAAUUUCAGACACUAGAUGA
Molecule: messenger RNA, 9473 nt
Organism: Bursaphelenchus xylophilus (pine wood nematode)
Lineage: Eukaryota; Metazoa; Nematoda; Chromadorea; Rhabditida; Aphelenchoididae
Source: the annotation of a GenBank genome assembly